AUGAAGGUCAUUUUCUUGCUCCUGCAGUUGAUACUUCUGUUGAUGCUUCAGGCCCAGGCAAAAAUCUCUCUGAAAGAAUAUUUUGAUGGAGAGAAGCUCGCUGGGAAGUGGCGUACCAUUGCCAUAGCUUCCCACUCCAGCUGGAUUGAAGGCCUCAAGAAAAAUGGGAAGAUGUCUGUGAGCACCAUAUUUCACCGUGAUGGUGAAAUAAUCAUCAAAACUUUAAUUCCUGGAUAAGUCCCUGCAGGAUGCGAGCAGAGGACGAUGGUCCUAAAAAAACCUGAUCAACCCAGUAAAUACGCAAACUCCUGCUCUUCAGGGCUUAGGAGCCCCAGUGAUGGUCUGGAGGAAAGAAGUGAUGCUUCUCACAAGCACAGGAAAGGUCUCACCAGCUGUGGCCUGGUUGAUACGGACUAUGCCAGCCACACCACUCUCCUCAGCGACGGGCAAUACCAGGGGCUGACCAUCUCAGUGCUGUUCCUCUACAGCAGAGACACUGAAGUGAAACCCCAUAUGUUGGAGAAAUUCAGAGACACCAUGAGCCAGAUGGGACUUUCCAAGGAGCAGAUGAUUGUGCUGCCCAAAGCCAGUAAGAGCAACCGGCAGCCCCUGUCCCCGGGUCCUCUGUGCCCAGGGGUCCCCUGUGCUCGGCUCUCGCAUGGAGCAUAG
Aptenodytes forsteri (emperor penguin) is the source of this 669-nucleotide messenger RNA. Its product is annotated as lipocalin-like. The record is from RefSeq and is a predicted model, not a curated record. NCBI's taxonomy places the organism in Eukaryota, Metazoa, Chordata, Aves, Sphenisciformes, Spheniscidae. Gene Ontology annotation, molecular function: small molecule binding.